GCCACCAUACAGCACAGUUUUUUUAAUGGAAACCAUAACCCAAACAUCACUAAUCUAUUAAUUUAUUAUUUACAUUUUAAGUUUUAACAAGAAAUGCAGUAAAUGACACACCAUCUAAUUAUUUCAACCUUUUAACAAUCUCUACAAGCAUGAGUGGUCCAAGGAUGAAUGCGGCCCCUAUCAAUGGGAACAGCAGAAGGCCUAAUUACGUGAGGGUACCGCCUAUAGAACGACCGUCUUCAUCGCAACACGACGACCUUAUUAAGUUCAUUCAGGAAUCUUGGAGUAAGGUUUCGCAGGAAGUCGGUAGGAACGCGGGUAAUACGGCGACCUAUUAUCGCGAGCAGGAGCCUGAAAUGUUGAAGAACUUCGAACCGUUUGACCUAGACGCGUAUUGGGGAAAGCGAGGUAUACAGAACGUACACCAAUGA
This is a messenger RNA of Photinus pyralis (common eastern firefly), 431 nucleotides long. Its product is annotated as MAPK regulated corepressor interacting protein 2-like. Lineage: Eukaryota; Metazoa; Arthropoda; Insecta; Coleoptera; Lampyridae. The transcript has 2 exons. The record is from RefSeq and is a predicted model, not a curated record. Bases 150 to 431 code for a protein of 93 amino acids.